Molecule: messenger RNA, 2976 nt
Organism: Rubroshorea leprosula
Lineage: Eukaryota; Viridiplantae; Streptophyta; Magnoliopsida; Malvales; Dipterocarpaceae
Source: the annotation of a GenBank genome assembly
CAAUCUUUUCUUCAUUACUCCCAACAUAAGAAAUAUCGACGCCAAACAAGCCCUCCUCCUUCCCUGACGAUCUCUACGAUGCUUCCCUCCUCAUUUCCUUAAUUCCUAUUCUCAUUUCUAUCUCCUCCAACUUUCAAACUCUUCUCCUUUUCUUCGUCCUCUUCCUCAGAUCCUCUCCUUUGUCCCUCCAGAGAUCUCUGAUUCUGUCUACUUCACGCUUGCUUUCUGUUUGAAGGUUGGAGAUCAAGUUGUGGAUUCUGGAAGAGAGAGGUUGGAGAAAUUAGCUUUAGGAGUUUGAGAAUGGCUUCGAUACCGCAUUCUCAAGUUGGAUUUUUUAGAAGUUCAGCAUCGGAUCUUUUUGGGAGCUCAAGUGAUGGAGUGAGUGGCAUCCCUCUGAAAACCCUAGGUAGGGCAAGAUUUUCGCAGGAGAGGAGAGGAUUCACUGUAACUGCAAAGCUUAGGAAGGUUAAGAAACAUGAUUAUCCUUGGCCAAGGGAUCCGGAUCUGAAUGUCAAGGGUGGACCUCUAAUUCAUCUCUCACCUUUCAAACCAUUAAAAGAGAAACCAAAGCCAGUCACUUUGGAUUUUGAGAAGCCACUUGUUGAGAUAGAGAAGAAGAUUCUUGAUGUGCGAAAAAUGGCAGAGAAAACUGGUUUGGAUUUCACUAAUCAGAUUAUCUCAUUGGAGAAGAAAUAUCAAGAGGCUCGAAAGGACCUAUACACACAUUUGGCCCCUAUACAACGUCUGAGUGUUGCCCGGCAUCCUAACAGGCCUACCUUCCUUGAUCAUGUAUUUAGCAUUACUGAAAAGUUUGUGGAACUUCAUGGGGAUCGGGCUGGUUAUGAUGAUCCAGCAAUUGUUACUGGUAUAGGAACCAUUGAUGGUAGAAGUUACAUGUUCAUGGGUCACCAGAAGGGUAGAAACACAAAAGAGAAUAUUCAACGCAACUUUGGGAUGCCUACUCCUCAUGGCUAUAGGAAGGCUAUGCGCAUGAUGUAUUAUGCUGAUCACCAUGGGUUCCCUAUAGUUACUUUCAUUGACACUCCUGGUGCAUUUGCAGACCUUAGAUGUGAGGAGCUAGGCCAAGGAGAAGCUAUUGCCAACAAUUUGAGGACCAUGUUUGGUCUUAAGGUACCAGUUAUUUCUAUUGUUAUUGGUGAAGGUGGUUCUGGUGGUGCACUGGCCAUUGGCUGUGCUAACAAGUUGUUGAUGCUGGAAAAUGCAGUUUUUUUUGUUGCCAGUCCAGAAGCAUGUGCAGCAAUCUUGUAUAAGAGUGCUAAAGAGGCGCCUAAGGCAGCUAAAUUGCUGAAGAUUACUGCUCCAGAGUUGUGCAAGCUGAGAAUUGCAGAUGGAAUCAUCCCUGAGCCACUGGGUGGAGCCCAUCAAGAUCCAGCUUGGACUUCUCAACAGAUAAAAUUUGCAAUUAAUAAAACAAUGGAUGAGCUGACAAAGAUGGAUACAGAGAUGCUUCUAAAGCAUCGCAUGCGUAAAUUCAGAAAAAUAGGUAAAGUCAAGGAAGGAGUCCCAAUAGAUCCAAUAAAGAAAGUCAACAUGAAGAAGAAAGAACUCAUUGAUCUUCGACCAAUAAACCUGGAAUUGGAGGCUGAGAUUGAAAAACUAAAGAAACAGAUUUUGAAAGCCAAGGAGUCUUCUACGACGCCUUCGGAGGUUGCUUUGACACAGAUGAUAGAAAAACUGGAAAAGGAGGUUGAUCAUGAAUAUGCUGAGGCAGCCAAAACCAUGGGCUUGAAUGACAAGCUUAAGAAGCUGAGAGAAGAAUUUUCAAUUGCUUCAGAAGACGAACCCACAGAUCCUGUUCUAAUUGAUAAGAUUGAGAAACUUAAGAAUGAAUUCAACCAGGGCCUGUCUGCUGCACCUAACUAUGGAAGGCUGAAAUACAAGCUUGACUUGUUGAAGGAGUUUUCUAAGACCAAGAGUCUCUCAAAUGCUGCUCCACUGAAGCAGGAAGUUAAUAAGAAAUUCCAAGAAGUAAUGGAUAGGCCUGAUAUAAAGGAGAAGAUAGAGGUAUUAAAGGCCUUGGUUCAAAAUUCUGGUGCAUCCAGCUUUGGGGAUUUAGAUCAAGAGCUGAAAGAUAGAGUUGUGGAGAUGAAGCAAGGAAUAGAAAUGGAAAUGAUUAAUGCUCUCAAGUCCAUUGGUUUGGAUGCUGAGGUUGUAAAGUCUAAUACUAAAGCUUUCAGUGAGAAAACUCCACUCUCCCUGGUCAGGUCUAAGGUGGACAACUUGAAUGGAGAGAUUAACAAGAAAAUUGAAGAUAUUGUCAAUUCAUCAGAUUUGAAAAAUAUGAUUGAAUCACUGAAGUUGGAGCUGGCAAAGGCUGCAAAAACUCCUAAUCCAGAGUCAAAAAGUAAGAUUGAGUCUCUAGAACAACAAAUUAAGCAAAAACUUUCAAAGGCUUUAAGUUCCCCAGAAUUAAAAAGGAAGCAUGAAAGUCUGAAGGCAGAAAUUUCUGAAGUGGUAGAAUCUCCCGCUGGAUCACCUGAAAAUUUGAAGCAAGACAGAUUGAAGCACCAGGAAUCCAGAGUAGAGAUUAAUGUUGGUACAAACAGCAGCUUUGCUUAGUUUCUUCUAGCCCUGUCAUUAAUUAGCAGCGAAGAUGAUGGUGUUGAUCAAAGAAUUAGAACUGAAUAAAGGUCUUGCAAUGGGUGGUAGUUAACCUCGAACCUCUGCACUGCCACCAAAUUCUCCAUUGUCAUCUUAGUGCCAGACGAACAAGAUUUUGCAUCUAUUUAGACAUUAAUUGCCAGAAUCAUUCCUCGGUCCCCUUUUCUCAAGCUGGAAGUUACAAUUUCGAAUUAGAUACUAAAAUUAUCAGUUCCCAUGUUGCCUUCUUUCCUUUAAUUUAUUGCAAAAUGUGUUUACGGAAAAUUUCCCUUUUUUAUGUUAAACAGAGAAUAGUUUAUAGUUUAUAGAUUGUGCGAAUGACAGCUUUCAGAGUUCCCAGUUAUCAGGAAUGAC